AGCCGGGGAGGAGUCCCUCUGCACAUAAAUAGUCCAGAACCGAGAGAGAGAAGACACGGUAUCCGCAGAGAACCAUGCUGUCUACUCUCCUUCUAGGUGUACUCGUUAUACUAGUCCUGUACAUCUUGUCUACAUGGAAAAAGAAGAAGCAGAAUUUGCCACCAGGGCCGACUCCUUGGCCCGUUAUCGGUAACAUACCCCAGAUCGACAGACUAGCUCCAUAUGACAGCUUGACAAAGCUGGGGGAGAAGUACGGGAAUGUCUUUACGAUCUAUUUCGGCUGGAACCCAGUGGUGGUGCUGUACGGAUACAGCACCCUGAGGGAUGCCCUCUUGGGGCAGGCAGACGAUUUCAGCGGAAGGGCUAUUGUGCCCGUCUUUGAAAGGAUUGCAAACAGAAAAGGACUGGUGUUCUCCAACGGCCCUCACUGGCAGCAGCAAAGACGCUUCUCCUUGGCCACCUUGCGUAAUUUUGGGAUGGGAAAGCGAAGCAUCGAGGACCGCGUGACGGAGGAAGCCAAGUUCCUGCUGGAUUUUUUUCAGGGAAAGCAGGGGAAACCCUUCAAUCCGGCACCAGAGAUAACAGCCGCCGUUUCCAACGUUAUCUGCUCUAUCGUGUUCGGAGACCGCUUCGAUACGGAAGACAAGACGUUUCAGACGCUCCACAAGAUGAUUAGUGAGAACAUUGCCUUUCUGGGCCAACGUGGUUUCCAGAUGUACAACACAUAUCCAAACAUCCUGAAGUGGCUUCCUGGGGAGCACAACAAGAUCUUUGAAAACGCUUCCAAGCUGCAGGCAUUUCUUGGUGGCCUCAUAGAGAAUCACACUCUCACGCGUGACCCCAACUGUCCUCGGGAUUUUGUGGACUCGUUCCUUAACAAGAUAGAUGAGGAAGCCGGUAACCCGGAUUCACACUUUACUAUGGAAAGCCUGACAUAUACAACCUUUAAUCUGUUCAUUGCCGGGACGGAGACGACAGCGUCCACCAUCCGUUGGGCACUGAGGUUUAUGCUGAGGUAUCCAGAGAUUCAAAAGAAAAUUCAGGAUGAAAUCGACAAUGUUUUGGGGUCUGAAAAACGUCCAUCUCUUGAGGACCGGGUCCGAUUACCUUACACCGAUGCUGUGAUCCACGAGGUGCAAAGGUUUGCCAGCAUUGUCCCAAACGGGCUCCCCCAUGAGGCGCUGGAGAACAUCAACUUCCAGGGCUACACCAUACCCAAGGGGACCCAAAUCAUCACCUUUCUACACUCCGCUCUGAACGACAAGAACUUUUGGGACAAACCAGAGGCGUUCAACCCUGAGAGAUUCCUUCAAAAUGGCAAAUUUGUAAAGAACGAGGCCCUCAUACCAUUUGGAGCAGGGAAACGGUCUUGCAUUGGGGAAGCACUUGCAAAAACUGAAAUCUUUAUCUUUUUUGUGAGCAUCCUGCAGAAAUUCACCCUAAAACCUGUUCCAGGUGAAGAUGGACCCAUUGAGCUGAUUGGAGGAGGGACGCGGUCCCCAAAACCGUUCAAUUUGUGUGCUGAAUGGCGUGUCUGACGUCAGGGGUCAUAUGCCCAAAUCCUACAUUGUACAGCUCGGUACACUAAACAUUUCUUCUCUUGGUACUUGUAAUACAAGUAUUUAAAAAUAUCGCACUAUAAACCUCCAGGCACAUUUUAUUAGUACUUCAUAAAAGGGAACACCAGUGGAUUGCUAUCUGUCUAUUAUGCUUUUUUUUUUAUUAAAGUCCAUUUUAUAAA
Molecule: messenger RNA, 1741 nt
Organism: Spea bombifrons (plains spadefoot toad)
Lineage: Eukaryota; Metazoa; Chordata; Amphibia; Anura; Pelobatidae
Product: cytochrome P450 2F3-like
Exons: 9
Coding region: 75-1538 (487 amino acids)
Biological process (GO): xenobiotic metabolic process
Cellular component (GO): intracellular membrane-bounded organelle; cytoplasm
Molecular function (GO): heme binding; iron ion binding; oxidoreductase activity, acting on paired donors, with incorporation or reduction of molecular oxygen, reduced flavin or flavoprotein as one donor, and incorporation of one atom of oxygen
Source: RefSeq, a predicted model, not a curated record